UGCCAGCCAAUCAGGAAGUCCCGCUUUCAACGAGAUUUCAUUUGACAACUUCACCUCCCUAUAGAACCUUCCAAACCAGUAAUUCUUGUUUUCCUCGAAUUCUUAGACCAGAUGAUGAUGAUCCACCAUUCUCCCUCUGCAAUGAUAUUCUUGAGGCGGGCCCUCCACCAAAGGUGAGGAACGCGCAGUCGACGCCAUUUUUCCAGACCUGGGUCCUCUCUGAAUUUUCCUCAGCAGCUUCCUUUUACUUUCUUCUUCUUCGUCUUCUUCUUGAGGGUGAAACGCCAUCCAUCCCCUCUCCCUCUUCCCCCUCCGCCGAUAUGAUGCAGCUCGUGAGCCUCUCCCGCGUCGAGAAGCACGCGUCAAGCGCCAUGAACAAGCUCCACGAAGCCGCCAUGAAAGGCGACCUUGCGGCCCUCCAAGACCUGCUGUUGCAAGACCCCCAGAUCCUCCACAUGCCCACUUCUUCGUCCCCCGACGGCACGCCCCUGCACGUCUCCUGCCUCUCGGGCCACGCGUCCUUCACCAAACACCUGCUCACCCACAAGCCGGAGCUCGCCAAGGAGCCCGACUCGCGGGGCUCCCUGCCCCUCCACGUGGCGUGCGCGAAGGGCGACGUGGAGAUCGUCAGGGCCCUCCUGGCCGUCGACCCGGACGGGUGCCUCCGGUAUGAUCGCGAGGGGAGGACGCCUCUCCACUUGGCCGCCAUCAAAGGGAGGGCCGAGGUCAUUGCCGAGUUGAUCCGGGCCAAGCCCGAGUCGGCCCGGUUGGUGACGAGUCAGGGGGAGAGCGCGUUUCACCUCUGCGUGAAGAGCAACAGGGUGGAGGCGUUGAAGGUGGUGGUGGACUGUGGGAGGAACGAUGAGUUCGUGGGUUGUAGGGAUAAGGAUGGGAACACGAUCUUGCAUCUUGCUGUAGCCAGGAAGCAGUUGGAGAUCAUUAAGUAUUUGCUUUCCAGCACCAACAUUGCAGUAGACGUCCAAAAUGUGAAGGGAUUUACAGCACUGGAUGUCUUAUCACAAGGUCCAAGAGACUUGAGAGACAUGGAGAUCAAGCAGCUCCUACAGAGAGCCGGAGCUUCGAUAAUGUAUCAAACAUCUUUGGGUCGCGACACAAUCCAGGCCAUUCCAAUAGCACAGCCUUAUAUCAAACAGAACAGUGAUAUUAAACCACCGGUUAAGGCUCGCAAACAGACAGAUUGGCUGGGCAGAAAAAGAAGUGCCCUGAUCGUGGUGGCUUCACUCAUUGCGACGGUGGCAUUCCAAGCCACGCUAUCCCCACCUGGAGGCUUCUGGCAGGAAGACUUUACAGCAGACCCUGCGAAGAAUGGCACGGAGAAAUCACACCAUGUGGGAAUGGCCGUGAUGGCCACCGCUCUCCCGAAGGCAUAUGGGCAGUUCAUGAUCUUCAACACGCUUGCAUUUCUUUCUUCACUGAGCAUAAUUCUGCUUGUGGUCAGUGGACUCCCUAUUAAAAGAAGGAGGUGGAUGUGGACCCAGAUGGUGACGAUGUGGAUCGCUAUCACUGCACUUACUAUUACCUACUUCAUCGCGUGGAUACAUAUGACACCGGAAGAUAACAGAGGGGUUCUGAACACAGUGACUAGAGUUUCUGUGCUUCUGUGGCUAUGCCUGAUGGGGAUCAUCUUCUUAGGAAACGUCGUUCGAAUGGUUCGUUGGUUUUCAAGGAAGUAUGGGCGCUCGAAAGGAAAGGAGCGAGAAGCUUCACCUGCUGUAGAAGAGAAUGAGCACCACGAACUCUAAUUUCUUGAUGAAGGUGGGCUACUUAGAAUUGAUGUAUAAAAGUCCUGUCUCUGUCAUCAUCACAUACGACCCUCUUGCCAACACUGUAUCAAGUGAGUUUUUGCACGAGUCUAUUCUGAGACUUCGUAGCUCGUCUUCCAUUACUCUUUUUGAAAUUUUGAGUUGUAUGGCUAAACUGAAUCGGUUUGCUAGCCGUGGAAAGUACAGAAGAAACGUCGUGACGUGGAAAAAUUCGAUGUGAGGGACAAAUCCUCAUUCUACAUUGAAAUAACUAUAAGAGAAUGAUUUUUGAGA
Eucalyptus grandis is the source of this 2057-nucleotide messenger RNA. Its product is annotated as ankyrin repeat-containing protein BDA1. Bases 321 to 1763 code for a protein of 480 amino acids. NCBI's taxonomy places the organism in Eukaryota, Viridiplantae, Streptophyta, Magnoliopsida, Myrtales, Myrtaceae. The record is from RefSeq and is a predicted model, not a curated record. Gene Ontology annotation, molecular function: protein phosphatase regulator activity; protein phosphatase 1 binding. The transcript is spliced from 2 exons. Gene Ontology annotation, cellular component: plasma membrane.